Messenger RNA from Daphnia carinata, 5222 nucleotides. RefSeq names its product multidrug resistance-associated protein 1-like (gene MRP). The transcript has 31 exons. NCBI's taxonomy places the organism in Eukaryota, Metazoa, Arthropoda, Branchiopoda, Diplostraca, Daphniidae. Gene Ontology annotation, molecular function: ATP hydrolysis activity; ABC-type transporter activity; ATP binding. The record is from RefSeq and is a predicted model, not a curated record. Bases 234 to 4898 code for a protein of 1554 amino acids. Gene Ontology annotation, biological process: transmembrane transport. Gene Ontology annotation, cellular component: membrane.
GUGGCUGACAGAUGGCGAACCUGGUCAAAACAACUAAAACAAUUUCUAUAUUACUUCAGUUGAGAGCAGACGGUUCGGGAAGGAAGAAAAAGAACAGCUCGCUAGCUCACUUGUGCGCCGGUCGUCCGUUGCUUGGCCGAAGCAAGUAAAGUGCUUGUUGUUUUGUUCUCUACUGCAAAAUCAGUGUAUUGGUGAGAGAAGAAACACAGGAGUGCACGAUCGCCCGCCAAAACAUGGGCGAAAACGAAACCACUUCACCGCUGGAUUCUUUCUGCGGUUCAACAUUCUGGGAUCUGGAUCAAACGUGGAACACAAACGACCCGAACUUCACAGAAUGUUUUCACCAAACAGUGCUUUAUUGGAUUCCCUGUGGCUUCAUUUGGCUGUUUGCACCAUACGAAACAUACCAGAUUUUGUACAGCAAUACCCGAUAUAUACCGUGGUCCUUCAUCAAUAUCAGCAAAAUGGUCAUUAACUUAUUACUGAUCAUCCUGUCGAUCAUCAGCAUUAUCUAUGCCGUCAUACAAAGCAACAAUGGUGUAGAGCUCUACACAAAUGACGUUUAUUACGUAACUCCUGCAAUACUGGCUGCAACAUUCGUAUUGACUUUAGGACUAAUGCUGGCAGGGAAGAAAAGAGGCAUUAGGUCAUCCGGACCUUUGUUUCUCUUCUGGUUCCUGCUUGCGUUUUGUGGUGGAUUCACGUAUGCUGCUCGGAUAAAAUCUAUCAUUGAUGGCAUGAACAAUAUGGAAACCUAUCCUUUCGUCUGGGAAAUGGUCUACUAUCCACUUAUUGUGCUGAUGUUCUUCAUCAAUUGCUUUGCUGAUAAGGAACCUUUGUACAUGGAAGGAGAGUCUAAAUCUGACAAUCCGUGCCCAGAGGAAGGAGCCUCUUUUCUAAAUGUAAUUACGUACACCUGGUUGGACUCAUUGAUAUGGAAGGGGUAUCGUAAACCUCUGGAGACGGUAGACCUAUGGGACCUAAAUAAUAGGGACAAAUCCAAAUCGGUUGUUCCACGAUUUGAAAAGCACUGGCAAAAGGCUCUCAGUAAACAAGCAAAAAAACCAAGUGAACCUAGAGCAACUUAUGGGGCGGAGAACGGAGGAGUCUCCUUCAAACCGACACCGACGAAUAAAAAAAUUGUUUCCGUCCUGCCUGCACUCUGCAAAACAUUUGCGCCCGAGUUUCUGCUAGGAUCUUUACUCAAACUAAUGCAAGAUCUUUUAGCAUUCGUCAGUCCACAGAUUCUUAGUUUGCUAAUUGGCUUUGUCGAAGAUACAAGUCAGGAAAGCUGGAAAGGUUACCUGUACGCCGUUAUUCUUACUCUCACAGCCAUGCUCCAAACCUUGAUCCUUGGGCAAUAUUUUCAGCGUAUGUUUGUCAUCGGCAUGCAAAUAAGAACUUCGAUCGUGUCAUCCAUCUAUAGAAAGGCCAUCAAAAUUUCAAAUAGUGCUCGCAAAGAAUCAACAGUCGGAGAAAUCGUCAACUUGAUGUCAGUCGACGCUCAGCGGUUCAUGGAUCUCACGACCUACCUCAAUAUGCUCUGGUCUGCCCCAUUGCAGAUAGGAUUGGCCAUAUACUUUCUCUACCAAAUUCUUGGUCCUUCUGUUUUUGCCGGACUUGGUGUUAUGAUCCUCUUGAUCCCCGUCAAUGGAGUGUUGGCAAACGCCACAAAGAAACUGCAAAUCCAGCAGAUGAAGUACAAGGACAAACGAGUCAAGAUGAUGAGCGAAAUUCUAAGUGGAAUAAAAGUCUUGAAGCUCUACGCGUGGGAGCCAUCGUUUCAAGCACAAGUUGAGGAGAUCCGAAGCAAAGAAAUUCACGUUUUAAAGCAGGCGGCUUACCUCAAUGCUGGAACAUCGUUCAUUUGGACUUGUGCACCAUUUCUGGUUACAUUGGCCACGUUCGCAGUCUACGUGACGUCAGAUCCCAGUCACAUACUCGAUGCCAAGAAAGCUUUCGUUUCGUUGACGUUGUUCAAUCUGCUCCGUUUCCCAAUGUCCAUGUUUCCUAUGCUUGUCGUAUCGUUCGUCCAGGCAAGCGUAUCAAUAAAACGGCUCAACAAAUUCAUGAACGCCGAUGAGCUGGAUCCUAAUUCAGUUUCUCAUGAAACCACACAGAGCGCUAUCAGCGUCGAGAAAAGCUCGUUUGCUUGGGCACAAGGCGAAGCUCCAAUCCUUAAAGACAUCAAUAUUGAUAUUAAGCCUGGCAAACUUGUGGCCGUGGUGGGACAAGUUGGUGCAGGCAAAUCUUCAUUGAUCUCCGCUAUACUGGGAGAAAUGGAAAAACUAAGUGGAAAGGUCAAUACAAAUGGACGGAUCGCGUACAUCCCUCAGCAAGCUUGGAUUCAAAAUUGCAGCCUUCGCAACAACAUCUUGUUCGGCAAAGGAUUUAACGAAACAGUUUACAAUAAAGUCGUAAAUUCCUGUGCGCUGAAGCCUGACAUUUCCAUGCUCCCUGGUGGCGAUAGUACAGAAAUAGGAGAGAAGGGCAUCAACUUAAGUGGAGGGCAGAAACAGCGUGUUAGCUUGGCCCGUUCCGUUUACGCCGACAUGGAUGUAUACCUAUUAGAUGACCCUUUGAGCGCUGUCGACAGUCACGUGGGAAAACACAUCUUUGACGAAGUUAUUGGUCCUAAGGGUCUACUGAAAUCGAAGACUCGAUUACUUGUGACGCAUGGCAUCACUUUUUUGCCCCAAGUAGACCAAAUCAUUGUUUUAAAAGACGGAGAAGUCUCUGAAAUUGGCUCGUACAAGGAAUUGCUUGCACAAAAGGGAGCUUUCGCCGAAUUCCUUCUGCAACAUCUGGAGGAUGAAGGCACAGAUGAAGAUAUCCCUGAUGAAUUGGCGGAGAUUAAACAAGAACUAGAAAACACAAUGGGAAAAGAAGAAUUCGCUCGACAGAUUUCUCGCCAGCGCGUAGCGUCUGAAAGCCAAAGCCAGCAUAGUGAAAAUGCCGAAAAUCGACCCAUGAUUGCCUCUCCAGAUCGUAGCUUAUCGAGGACUAGCUCAACCACAAGUAUUGAAAAGAGCGGAGGAAGUUUGCGAAGACGUAGCUCGGCUAAAGAUCGCAAAUCCGUUGAUGGUGGUGCUCCUGCCGCCAACCCGAACAACAAUAAGCUGAUUGAAGCAGAAAAAACUGAAACUGGCAAAGUCAACAGCAAAGUGUACAUACAUUAUAUGCGCUCAAUUGGCGGUUGGUUGACAUUCAUUACCUUGGUGCUUUACAUCCUCUAUCAGGGUUUUGCUGUUUACUCCAAUAUUUGGUUAGCCAAAUGGUCGGAAGCUGGAAACACGACUUCCAAUAACCACACUAUCGAACAACAAAGGGAUAUCUACUUAGGUGUCUACGGAGCGCUUGGUUUCGGACAAGCUAUUUUUUUGCUGUUUGGAAGUAUCACGAUUGCCCUUGGUUGCCUUAACGCUUCUGCAUUCUUGCAUGAGGGUAUGAUUUCCCGCACUUUCCGCCUUCCCAUGUCGUUCUUCGAUACGACACCCAUCGGUCGCAUCGUAAAUCGAUUCGCUAAGGACGUGGACGUUGUCGACAAUCUCAUUCCAUCCAGCAUCCGUACAGCUCUUCUGUGCUUCCUAUCGGUAGUAAGUACUAUACUGGUUAUCGGUGUUGGAACACCGAUCUUCUUCGCAGUAGCCAUACCAAUUGGAGUCUUCUACUAUUGGAUUCAGAAUGUUUAUGUGGCUUCGUCGAGACAACUUAAACGUCUAGAAUCAGUUUCACGAUCCCCGAUUUAUUCCCACUUCGGCGAAACACUUACCGGUGCAACUGUCAUUCGUGCUUAUGGCCAAGAACAGCGUUUCAUUAAAGAAUCUGAGUCACGCGUAGACCUCAAUCAAGUCUGUUAUUACCCAAGUGUUGUUGCCAAUCGGUGGUUGUCCGUAAGAUUGGAAACGAUCGGUAAUUUGGUAGUGCUGUUCGCUUCCCUGUUUGCUGUUAUUGAAAGAGAGAAAGGAACGAUGGACCCCGGUUACGUUGGACUGUCCAUCACCUACGCCCUUAGUAUUACACAAACGCUCAACUGGUUCAUGCGCAUGACUUCUGAAGUUGAAACGAACAUCGUAGCUGUAGAGAGAAUCAAAGAGUACAGUGAAGCCGUGCAAGAAGCUUCGUGGGACCAUGGAAAGCGUGAUCCACCAAAUACAUGGCCUGACAAAGGCAAAGUUUCUUUCGAGAAAUAUGAAGUACGCUACAGAGAGGGACUGGACUUGGUCAUCAAAGGAAUUUCCUGUGAAAUUGAAGGUGGUGAAAAGGUAGGCAUUGUUGGACGUACAGGAGCGGGAAAAUCUUCAUUGACGUUGGCGCUGUUCCGUAUCAUCGAAGCUGCUGCUGGCAAAAUUACAAUCGACGGAAUUGAUAUUGCUGAUUUGGCACUACACAAACUACGUUCUCGGCUGACCAUCAUUCCCCAGGACCCUGUUUUGUUUUCGGGAACUCUACGCAUGAACUUGGAUCCAUUUAACUCCUACUCUGAUGAAGACGUAUGGACCGCAUUAGAGCAUGCCCAUUUGAAAACCUUCGUCAAAUCUUUACCAGCAGGACUAGAACACGAAGCUUCAGAGGGUGGUGAGAAUUUAAGCGUUGGCCAGCGCCAGUUGAUUUGUCUAGCUCGUGCCCUACUGAGAAAAACCCAAGUUCUCAUUCUUGAUGAAGCCACUGCAGCAGUCGAUCUGGAGACCGACGAUUUAAUCCAAGCUACAAUCCGGAAAGAAUUUAAAGAGGGUACAGUUAUCACCAUAGCCCACAGACUGAAUACCAUCCUGGACAGUAACAGAGUGAUGGUGUUGGACAAAGGAGAGAUCAAAGAGUAUGCGCCUCCCGAUGAGCUUCUGGCCAAUAAGAACUCGCUCUUUUAUAGCAUGGCCAGAGAUGCCGGUCUGGUAUGAAUGCUAAGUUCACUGUCGUAUUAUUUGAAAAUAUUGAAGUGGUGUUGACAAAGUGUUAAUUGCGAUGAAUGUAUUGGGUGUGCACGUUAAUCCCGUGUGGACCCUUGUUUUUUUCUAUGAUAGUUGUGCUCAUGACAAGACACAAAGCCUGGGUCUUUUCACUUUGAUUUGCUAUGUGGUCCAACUGUUUAAUUAAUGUCCCGAGAGUGCAGACGGCCAGUAGCGUGAUAAUGUUUCAUUGACUGCAUCCUACCCUGUGAAUGAUACAGCUAAGGCAUGUUUAACAUUUGGUCACAAAAAUACAGAUUUUGUUUUGGCAUUGAA